AUGGAAUACCGGAGUAAUACUCCCGAAUUGCUCUAUCAACCGAUCUAUCAGUUCACGAAUCUCUACCUUAAAUCAUCUCAUGAAAAGGCAUGCCCUUCAUUAUUAUCACCAAUGCCAGGACCGCCGGGACAACCGGGGCCGAGUGGAGAUGAUGGGCCGAAGGGAGAUCCAGGACAGCCGGGCGAUCCAGGAAUCCGAGGAGCGGAAGGACAGCCUGGAUUGCCGGGACCGGAUGGACCAAAAGGGCUGCCUGGACCAGCGGGAGUGCAAGGAGCACAGGGUGAAAAAGGAGAGACGGGGCCUAUGGGACCACAGGGAGCAGGCGCAGGAAAUGGAAAUCAGCCAAUUGUUCAUAUCGACGCAACUGAUUCAAAAUACGGAUCACAGCUAUCGAAGCAGAAUAUUAGCAAAAUUAUUAGCUUGACAGCAGAGAAGUUGGAAGCGGCAAAGAAUAAAAUUAUCAGAAACUCUACUCUUCAGCCAAUCCAGGAAGUGUUAGACGCUAUGAUGGAAAAUACCUCAAAGAUUGCGUUAUCGCAAAUGAAGGGGGCAUGCCCUUCAUUAUUAUCACCAAUGCCAGGACCGCCGGGACAACCGGGGCCGAGUGGAGAUGAUGGGCCGAAGGGAGAUCCAGGACAGCCGGGCGAUCCAGGAAUCCGAGGAGCGGAAGGACAGCCUGGAUUGCCGGGACCGGA
This is a messenger RNA of Acanthocheilonema viteae, 695 nucleotides long. The record is from the annotation of a GenBank genome assembly. NCBI's taxonomy places the organism in Eukaryota, Metazoa, Nematoda, Chromadorea, Rhabditida, Onchocercidae.